GUCGCGGCGCGGCUUCUGUGAGUGAGGAAAUGAGAGCUGGGUUGUUGCCGCAACAGGAUGGCGCGCGUGGCAUUGCAAGCACCCUCUGCGUUAGAUUAGGGCGGAGAAGCUGGGGUUUCGGAGGCCCUGGUGGUGCUGAAACAGAGACGGGAGCUGUAGAUCUCCCAAGCGUUAGAUAAUGGACAGCGCUAACGGCAGCGAGGAGGAUGCAUUGUGGGGGAAUGACGAUGACGGCGGACAAUGGAGCCAUCAAGACUUGCCCAACGACGUGGAGGUGCUCAAACGCAUAUGGCGCAAUGAGAAAUCGGCCCCUGAAAUUUUGGGCUACGAGACGUUGCUCGUGGAGCGCGUCCGAGAACAGAUCGCUCUGAUGGAGGAGAAUCUUGCAGCGUACGCGGAGAGCUUGGACGACGUGAUGCUGUCGCUCUUUGAAAUGGACGUGAAUCGGCUCAUGUUCCUGUUACGAGCGUAUCUUCGCGUUCGCUUGUCGAAAAUUGAGAAAUUCGCGUUGCACAUUAUGAGGACCGCAGAAUUGUGGGACCGUCUUUCUGCACAGGAGCAGGAGUACGCGCAGAAGUUCGUGGAUGUCCUGUCUAAGCACAUGCACGACUCCGUUUUGGGAAAGUUGGAGAAAGCGUAUGACUCGAUGGUGAAGCAAGCUGCUUCAAGUGAGGAGAACGACAUGAUCGUGGAGCCGCAGUUGGACACAUAUGUCUUCUGCAGAAGUAAAACCGCUGUGGGUUCAUUUCAACUCGACGAUAAAGGCGAUGAAACUGUGGAUUUGAUGCCAAACGAUCUUUACAUCCUUAGGUACAGACCUGUGAGGGGUCUUUUAGGGACCGACAGCAUCGAACUUGUAUGAAUUAUAAAUGCAAGCCUGAAACUCACGACGGGGAAAGAGAAUCUUAUGUCAGGUUAACUCUCUAGUCUUUGAAAUCUUGACUUUCAAUGACAAAGAGGAUAUGUCUGCAUCUUGUACUCGGUCGCCUCACGAAGUCCUAAGCCACUCGUCAUGGAGGGGAAAAGUUAGUGAAGAAUUUAGACUAUUGUGCAGGAUUUCGCGCUUCAAUUUGAACAAUUACUAGGGAUUAGCAUCAGCCAUUCAUUAAGGUACUUCAAAUCCAUUAUUUCUCCAUGCAUAACCCUUUGAAUGCUAGUAUUUUUUUCGAUCUCAAAACCAAUCGAGGUUUUUAGGGUUUCAGUUCUUUUGGGCCUUAUUGACUGUUCGAAAUCCGCGUUGCAGGGGGGAGGGGGGUUCUUCAUUAAGCUUAUUUGUAUUUGCCUAAUUGCAGUCUUCUGUCUACUCGUGCUUUUCUCUAGUCUAAUAAUCCAGCAUAUUCUGUUUAUUUAUCUCUGUAAGUAAACAUCUGAAUGCAGAGAUGUUCGACGAAACCUUGACCUUUUCUUAAACACAACUUAGAUCGUCUUUUACAGUGAAUAGACAAUAAUGUAGCAGAUGCUGCAUUGAAGAUUUUCUUUGA
Molecule: messenger RNA, 1481 nt
Organism: Physcomitrium patens
Lineage: Eukaryota; Viridiplantae; Streptophyta; Bryopsida; Funariales; Funariaceae
Product: DNA replication complex GINS protein SLD5
Biological process (GO): DNA-templated DNA replication; double-strand break repair via break-induced replication
Cellular component (GO): GINS complex
Source: RefSeq, a predicted model, not a curated record